ACUGUUGGAAUAUUGGGCUUAUCUGCUAUCUUUUUCAUCUGUUAAAAGUUUAGUUGACCAGUUCUUCAGCAAUCAGUUGGUUUAUGAGGGUUGGUAAAUGUCGGUUACUUGGGUUUAGUGUCGGUAAAGAUUUGUAGCUAGUUGAAGUUUUCACAAAUUUGUAUUAAAUUUAAUUAUUCUGAUGACCAUACUGGCGCCUGUCGAGAAAGCAGGAACGAUGGAAAAACUUACGGAUCCCGUCACGAGCGACAGCGAGUUAGAAGAAGGAGAGAUAGCGAACGAUGAGAUAGAAAUAAUCUCCGAAUUCAUACGCCACCCUCCAAUGAAAUCGCAGAAGUCAAGUCCAAGAAAAUCCAUUCCUGGAAGUAACUCAAUUUCAUCUAGGAAAUUAGAUAGUUUUGCACAUAGGUUGAAGCAUUCUGUGUCUAACAGUAGUGGUGGAGGGAACGUUGAAUUGAAACAUGUCAGUGAAUUGAAGCCAGUUCCAAAAACUAGCAGGGAGAAGCCAUCAAUUUCAUCGAAGAGAAAAUCACCUGCUCGAACUCCCAAAAGGUUAGGCCAAUCUAGAUCUAGAUCUACUUCUACUUCCAAGCCUGACACCAGUAGAAGUUCAAGGACUCGAUUGAAUAGUACCAGAUCCAGCAGAGGAAGGCAGUCAUCAAAUCAGGCUAAGAAAGAAGAAAAGUUAAUAAAUUCAGUAACCUAUGAAUCAGAAGAAUCUAAAGAAAAAAAAUGGAAGCAAUCGUUUGAAGAAUUAUUAGUUACCCCAGGUUCUGUGGAAAGCAUAGAUGAUGACUCUGGUUCGGAAGGUGAUGAAGAACUUAAACUACGGAUAGAAGCCCUUAACUCAGUUGUUGUGAAUGCAAAGCCAAAAGAUGUUUCAAAUGAUGUGGUUUCCUCCAAAAGUGAUUCUACACCAGAGCCAAUAAUCUCUAAUGGAGUACAGGAAGAGGAUGAAGGAGAUGAUGAAGAUGAGGAGUUAUUGAGAGCGCAGUUGUUGAUUGAAGUGGCACGGAAACAAACGAAGGAACUAGAAGUGCAAAUGCAGCCCGAGGAAAAGGACACAAAAGCCGAAGAACCAGCCGUGCCGAAUCUUGCUUUUGAAAGGCGAAACCAAGCGACAAAGAUUCCUUCCAAAUCCGUUCAUAUCCCAAAAGCUGAUCGACUUGUAAUUGAUUUACGGAACGAUUCUUCUGAUUCAAGUGACGAAGACGACGGCGUGCAAAGUUCGAUUACUGCCCUUCUUAAAUCGGCUCGACAAACGGUAGAAGAGAAAAGUUCUAUUGUUCCAAAUGCCCUGUCUCAUCUACCUCGCAACCAACAAGAAGAAUAUCAAAGGCUGAAGCAAGAAAUUGUUCGUCGAGAAAAAAUGAAGCAAGGAGCGUCAAAAGUUUCCCCACUCAUUCAAUCCCAAUCAGAUGGUCUUUCUAAAAUGGAUUCAACUUCAGGAGCGUCCACCCAGCUUCUGUUACAACAGCCGGUAGUGAUUUCUACGCAUUCCGAGAAGUCUGUUAAUACCGUUCCUCCUCAGGUUGAUUUUGUUCCGUCAAUGGAUCAAGAAAUGCUCAUCUGUUCCCCUAUAAAUACUCUUGAUUCGACUACACCAUCUCCUAUUAUUCUUCCACAUUCUGCGUCUCCGGGAAGCAUUGUUAAAGAAAGCGAAAAAAAUGAAUCUAUCGCUAUUACUAGUGGAAAAUCUGACGGAGCCUCAGUUACAAGACCCACCACAACAUCGACCCGCCCUUUGGAUAGUUUGAAGAAGGCCUCUCCCAUGAAAUCCAACGAAUCCAAUUCACCCAAGCUUAUUGCUCUGAAGCAACAGCUACUCCAUAAAAAGCGAGAUUUAGCAUCGACCAAAGAAGCGCUGAAGUGUCAAUUGGGAUUGGUGGACAAGAAUCGAUUACUGUGGUUAAACAGCAGCCAAGAAGUCAAUCGUCUCAAGGCUCUUCUUCAAGCGGCCGAAGGAACUGAGCGCCAACUCCGCACUCAGCUGACAAACUCUCAGCUUCAAACGCAACGUUUAAAAACAAAGAUGCAGUCGGUGGAACGUCAAGUGACUGUACUUCACAGCGGUAUAGGGGCACAUCGAACACGACGCAUUUCCGCUAAAUUACGACCGAAAUUGACCAAUCAACCUGGAUUGAACAGUUCGACAACCACUUUUACUUUACCCUCUUUAACGCCUCUUCGUGUCAAACCCCGUGUCUUUGCCAAAGCAUUGGCCAAAACCAAUCACCUGACUUAUCACAGACCUACAACGGCCGCCGUUGACAGCGAAGUGUCAAUGUCUGUUAAAGGGAGUGUUCAAAUUAAAGCAAAACAGAACUUUUCUGGUGUUUUAGAAGGAAACAAAGCUCUUCACGACGAACAGUGGCUGUAUGGUACCUUAGGCGAUGAUUGGAGUCAGUCAAAUGUUGUCAGCGAUUUCCCAAAGUGGUCUCCUCAUGGACAUGCCAGCCGAUUCCUUAGCAACGAAGGGUUUCGUGUAGAUUCGUCACUCGUAGUCUGCCGCUAUCAACUGGAUUCGACGCCUUGCGAAAUUGUGCCGUGCCCAUUUCAACACCUCCUCCCUCAGAAGGAUGUGCGCCAGUUAGAAAAAUCAUCACCUAUGGUCUCCAAAAGCACAGCCAGGUUGGCAACGUUGGCCCUUCUGCAGCUCUCAUGUUUUGACAAACCCGGCAGCAGGAGAGUCUAUACUCACUUAUGUUUGCCCUUGAAAUAGUGUUGAAUCAAGUUGCUGAAUGAGCGUCUAAGGUUAUAUAAUUCACACUAAUUCUCUCUCUUUUUCCUAGUGCGAGCCGCGGUGAGGUAUGACCUUGUUAUGAGCAUAACAAGAUAAAAAAUGCAGGAUGUAAUCCUACAGCAAGUUAGUAGCUUACCUCAUGCGCUACUGUGCCAAACUUGUAACUAAGAGCGUAAGUAUAAAGUUUACUGUUUUUCGUCUUCCAUUCGUUGAGGAGUGAUCAAGAAAAGAGAAGUUUUGUGAUAAUAUAUUUAGCAACUAAAUAUGUCUGCUGAUCUUAUGUCGUUCCUUCAGACAUUUGUCUGACCCGAACGAUUUCGCGAUGUCCGAAGAAUCGCAUGGAAAGCAGUCAGUUAGUGUGUGUGUGUGUGUGUGUGUUUCGAGCCAGCCUUAAUCGCAGUGAUAAUUCCUGCUCCAUCGUAUUUCGAGAAAUUGUCUUACCUCAUCGGUGAAUCAUCUGUGUACGACGGAAAGAAGAGAAAAAAAAAUAAAUGUACAAAGAACUGG
Messenger RNA from Daphnia pulicaria, 3250 nucleotides. Its product is annotated as nucleolar protein dao-5-like. The record is from RefSeq and is a predicted model, not a curated record. NCBI's taxonomy places the organism in Eukaryota, Metazoa, Arthropoda, Branchiopoda, Diplostraca, Daphniidae. The coding region runs from base 182 to 2722 and encodes 846 amino acids. The transcript is spliced from 5 exons.